This is a messenger RNA of Ricinus communis (castor bean), 1329 nucleotides long. Its product is annotated as membrane-anchored ubiquitin-fold protein 2. Gene Ontology annotation, molecular function: protein binding. The transcript has 5 exons. NCBI's taxonomy places the organism in Eukaryota, Viridiplantae, Streptophyta, Magnoliopsida, Malpighiales, Euphorbiaceae. The record is from RefSeq and is a predicted model, not a curated record. The coding region runs from base 530 to 883 and encodes 117 amino acids.
GAUAAUGGGUGUGACGAGAAACAAAAAAAUGAUCCAUUUUAUAUCAACAUUAUAGGUAGAGUACAACAUGGUAUUGUGAGGGGUACUUGGGCCAAAAAGGUGAGUCAGUCUUCCAGUCUUCGUAAUAGAAAGAGAGAGAAUGUGUCCAUUUCCAUGGUCAUAGGAGAUUGCUAGGAGAGAAGGGCAAAAGAAUGGAAGCAUUGACCACAGAAUUGGUAGACUUUGAAAACUGCGAAAUAGCCUCUUCUCUUCUCUGGGGAUUUAUUUGAUCUCUUUCUCUCCUUUUAUCAUUCACACUAUUCGUAUACAUGCGCAUCACUUCUCUCUUCUUCUUUUUCUUUAGCUUGGCCUUUUUAGCCCAAAACAAGAUUGACCCGGAUCAGUUUUACUGACAAAGUCACUGAUUUAGAAUCUUGGUGAUUUGUGAAGAACAUAAAGAAGUGCUUUUGAGUGGGCUAUUGAUUUCUGACAGAAAAUUCAAUUGAGGCUUUGUGAAUAUUUUAGAUUGGAAGUUGGUGGUCUUUUGGAGAUGGCUGCAGUGCAAAAUCAGUUAGAGAUCAAGUUUAGAUUGACUGAUGGAUCGGAUAUUGGCCCCAAAACCUUUCCUGCUGCUACAAGUGUUGCGACCUUGAAAGAGAGCAUUCUUGCUCAAUGGCCUAAAGAAAAGGAGAAUGGACCAAGGACAGUGAAAGACGUCAAAUUAAUAAGUGCAGGAAAGAUAUUGGAGAACAACAAAACAGUAGGGGAAUGCCGGAGCCCCCUGUGUGAUAUCCCUGGUGGAGUUACAACCAUGCAUGUAGUAGUUCAACCAUCUUCCUCCGAGAAAGAAAAGAAAUCAUCAAGCCAACCGAAGCAGAACAAAUGCGUUUGUGUUAUAUUAUAGUUGCAGCUCCAUGAGCAGGGAUGACAUCAAGUGAAGAGUUUUGGGCUGGUUUAGAAAACAAGCUGGUGAAUUCUUGAUUGAUGAGAAGCAGGGGCAUCAUGCGUGCUUAUCACAGGUCACAUUUGGUGCAGGUCUUUUGGCUUCGUCAAUCCAUUCGGUAUACAAUGAUUAAAUCUCAAGUUUGAUUCAACUCUGCCUGUAUGCAAUGAGAUGUCAAUAUUUAUGUCGAAAAUUUCAAAUAGGUGCAUAUUCUCAUAAUUUUUCAUUUUAUGUUUGUGUUAUGUUGUCUUGUAUCAUUUGUAGUUGCACAAUCUGACCAAGUAUUCCAAGUUCAUGUCGAUGGUCAUUAUUUUACCAAGUUAAAACUUGAAGCACCCAAUAGUUAAAUCUGCCAGCUGAACGGCAGCAUGCAAUAAGAUUCUGAACACAAACACCUUUGAUUGUUC